GUCAGGGCAGGCAGGUCGGGGGAUUGAAACACAGCCCUUGCAGUCAGCUGACUGUGAGAACACAUGAACACACACCAUCCACGUGACUGUUCUCUCACUACUGUGUGUUUAGAGCCACACUAACUGCCACAGCCUGCUUUAUUUAGAGAUCGAGACAAACGACAAGUUGCUGCAUCUCAAAACCUUAGCUACUAAUCUGUCCAGGCUGCAGAAACCUUGUUUCCGGAAAAGGGGAUUUCCGGGGAUUUCUCCGUCAGGUUCGUCAUGCAGCAAACAGUGGUUAUUUUAUUGCUGGCAUUCAGCACUGUCACCCAGGCUCUGGACAAUGGGUUGAUGAGGACCCCACCCAUGGGCUGGCUGGCAUGGGAACGAUUUCGCUGUAACAUUGACUGUGAAAAUGAUCCUAAAAAUUGCAUUAGUGAGGCGCUGUUCAGAGACAUGGCAGACCGACUGGCUGAGGAUGGCUGGAGGGAGCUGGGUUAUGUCUAUGUUAACAUUGAUGACUGCUGGGCUUCAAAGAAGAGAGAUGCACAAGGACGACUGCAGCCAGAUCCAAAGAGGUUCCCAAGUGGCAUUGCUAAACUGGCACGCUAUGUUCAUGACCGUGGUCUGAAGCUGGGCAUUUACGGUGAUUUGGGUACUUUCACCUGUGCAGGAUACCCCGGCACGACCCUCGAUAAAAUUGAGACUGAUGCUAAGACCUUUGCUGAAUGGGAAGUGGACAUGCUGAAGCUUGAUGGCUGCUACUCUAACUCCUCUGACCAGGAGCAGGGCUACCCGCUUAUGUCAAGAGCCCUUAAUGCCACCGGCCGUCCAAUCGGCUAUUCCUGCAGCUGGCCUGCAUACCAGGGAGGGCUUCCUCCUAAAGUAAAUUACACUCUGCUUGGUGAGAUCUGUAACCUGUGGCGUAAUUACGGUGAUAUUGAGGACUCGUGGGACAGCAUCCUGAGCAUUGUGGAUUGGUUUACAGCAAAUCAGGAGAUCCUGCAGCCUGCUGCUGGACCUGGACACUGGAAUGACCCUGACAUGCUGGUCAUUGGAAAUUUCGGCCUGAGCAUGGACCAGUCUCGCUCUCAGAUGGCACUGUGGGCAAUAAUGGCAGCUCCUCUAUUCAUGUCUAAUGACCUGCGGACCCUAAACAGCGGGGCACGUGCUAUACUGCAGAACAAAGCUGUCAUCGCCAUUAACCAGGACCCCUUGGGCAUCCAAGGAAAACGCCUGAUAAAGGAGAACAGUGGUAUAGAGGUGUUCUGGCGUCCUCUGUCUAAUAAAGCAAGCGCUUUGGUGUUCUUCAGCAGAAGAACAGAUAUGCCGUACCGCUAUCCGACAUCUCUGAAGGCGCUCAACUACGCUGCUGGCAGCUAUAUGGUGUAUGAUGUGUUCAUGGAGAAGCCCAUGCCUACACUGAAGGACACCACACCGUUUGUUGUCUCCAUCAAUCCCUCAGGAGUGGUCAUGUGGUAUGUUGCUCCAGCUGAGUUGCAGGAACAGCCCAAAUUCUAUCAAGCCAUUCGCAAAUCUGAUUCUUUCUUUGUGUAAAUAGCCUUCUUUUAUCCAGACAUGGUGCCGCCAUCAAGGAUUUUUUGUUUCUCUGUGAAGGCUAAAAGACAGAAUGAUUAUUUGAAUGUAAUGCAAUAGAUCUUUUUUAUUGUCUGCAUUUUUAUGAGAAAUUAAGGGGGGGGGCACUGGAAAAACACUAGACUUGUGUAACAGACAGUGACAAAAGGGAUGCAGUAAACAGAAACCAGCCAUUGUUCAGCAGGCUUUGCUGAUCAGGAUAAAGAACUUCUUUAUCCUGCUCAGGGUUUUUGGUGAAUUAUGGGAACAUUGCACAACACUGGUACACGCUGGAUACCCAUCCUAUUCACUCCAUCCAAGUUAGUUAAUGAUACCAGCUGAUUUUUUUUUAUCAGCCAUAUAAGAAUCAGCUUAGAUGCAAAAAUAUUCUCUCUGAAGUGUAUAUCUCACUCUGUAUGCACAAAGUGUAGUGUCUGUGCCUUUAAUUAUCUUUCACUUAAUGCUCAGGGACACUGGGACUAGUUUACAAUCACCACAUCUGAAGUGAUCCUAUUUGGAAUAGAACAGAAGCCUUUUAUCAUCACAGUAAAAUUCUUUUCUUCGCACAUCCCAGCUUGGUAGGAAGUUGUUAGGCAGCUUUGGCAGUGCUCGGGCUUGAACCUCUGACCAGUAACCCGGAGCCUUAAUCCUUCAGCCACUACUGCCCCUACUGUGAAUGAAAUAUUUAUUGUGAUUUUACUUGUUUGCUUUUAUGGAAUCAGAUUUAAAACUGUAUGUUUAGAUCUGUGGUGCAGUCGAUUUUUGUAAAUCAGUUUAUUUAGAAAUGGUCAUUUUAUGUUUUUGAUUAAAAGUCUGAUCUUCUCAUA
This is a messenger RNA of Hemibagrus wyckioides, 2384 nucleotides long. It is a transcript of the gene naga, whose product is annotated as N-acetylgalactosaminidase, alpha. The record is from RefSeq and is a predicted model, not a curated record. The transcript has 9 exons. Gene Ontology annotation, molecular function: alpha-galactosidase activity. Gene Ontology annotation, cellular component: cytoplasm. NCBI's taxonomy places the organism in Eukaryota, Metazoa, Chordata, Actinopteri, Siluriformes, Bagridae. Gene Ontology annotation, biological process: oligosaccharide metabolic process; glycosylceramide catabolic process; glycoside catabolic process. Bases 265 to 1539 code for a protein of 424 amino acids.